CAACCUUUUCGUAUGACUUAUUCCCAUAAUGGUUAAUACUUACAAAUGUGACUAUCUUCCUACUUCUCAAAUUAAUAGCAUAUUCUAUUUCCUUUAUAUCAUUCAUUUUUAGAACAUCGAGGAAGAACGAGCCUCACGAAGCCCGUCUCCGCCACAACCACCGCCAUGGCUUUUCUAACUCGAACAUCCUCCCGAUUUUCUUCUCCCCAUGCAUCACCACUACGUGUAGAUUCUCUCCAUACAACCCUACGUUCUCUAUCCACAACCUCGCCUACACCUUAUGCUCCACCGCCUCCUCCAUCGGCUUCCUCCCCCGCCGGCCUCUCAAAGACGGCGGAGUACGUGAUCUCAAAGGUUGAUGAUCUCAUGAACUGGGCUCGUCGCGGUUCCCUUUGGCCUAUGACAUUUGGCCUCGCUUGUUGUGCUGUUGAAAUGAUGCAUACUAGUUCCGCUCGUUACGAUCUGGAUCGAUUUGGUAUCAUUUACAGACCUAGCCCUCGACAAUCUGAUUGCAUGAUUGUUGCCGGUACUCUUACCAACAAGAUGGCACCCCCUCUUCGCAAGAAAGAGUUGGAAAAUGCAAGAACACUCAGGAUAAUGUCAGCCUUAUUUCGAGUCUGCACAAGACAAGUGAAGAACCCGAAAUGCAAGGAAGGUUUUCUGGAAUUUGGAAGAGAAAUUCGUUUUUAG
This is a messenger RNA of Lathyrus oleraceus (garden pea), 690 nucleotides long. Its product is annotated as NADH dehydrogenase [ubiquinone] iron-sulfur protein 7, mitochondrial. The transcript has 3 exons. Gene Ontology annotation, biological process: electron transport coupled proton transport; aerobic respiration; mitochondrial respiratory chain complex I assembly. The coding region runs from base 166 to 690 and encodes 174 amino acids. Gene Ontology annotation, molecular function: NADH dehydrogenase (ubiquinone) activity. The record is from RefSeq and is a predicted model, not a curated record. Gene Ontology annotation, cellular component: respiratory chain complex I. NCBI's taxonomy places the organism in Eukaryota, Viridiplantae, Streptophyta, Magnoliopsida, Fabales, Fabaceae.